Molecule: messenger RNA, 2027 nt
Organism: Halichondria panicea
Lineage: Eukaryota; Metazoa; Porifera; Demospongiae; Suberitida; Halichondriidae
Product: sorting nexin-27-like
Exons: 10
Coding region: 117-1787 (556 amino acids)
Biological process (GO): signal transduction; intracellular protein transport; endocytic recycling
Cellular component (GO): early endosome
Molecular function (GO): phosphatidylinositol-3-phosphate binding; protein binding
Source: RefSeq, a predicted model, not a curated record
UUGACCUCCUGUCACAUGUUACAAAAUGGAAGGGGCGUGGUACCAUUAAAGUUUUAUAUACCAGUACAGUAUCGCGUAUCGCUGGGUCUUGCAAAACUAAACAAAAAGACUUGGACAUGUCGCAAGAGAAUAGUGAUGGCUCAGUGGACGUGGGGGGUGACAAGGGACCCCACCUGGUGAAGGUAGUCAAGAACCAACAGGGCUUUGGGUUUAAUGUGAGAGGUCAAGUCAGUGAGGGAGGUCAGCUCAAGUCCAUCGCUGGAGAUCUGUAUGCUCCCAUGCAGUACAUCAGUCAGGUGCUGGAGAGUGGUCCAGCUGAGGAGGCGGGGCUUGUGGUCGGUGACAGGAUUCUUGAAGUUAACGGUCAGAGUGUGGAGGGUGCCGAACAUCAGCUGGUAGUGCAGCUCAUUCGUAACAGUGGCAAAGAGGUCAACCUACUUGUCAUCUCCGUGACAGAGGACGAGGCUCGUAGACUGGAACCAGACAGCAGCGGGGGAGUGUCGGCAAUGGACUAUUUUGAGCGACGUUCGGUACCCGUUUCUGUGCCAGACACAAAGAAGCUAACAGAUGAGACUGGGAAAGAGUACGUGGGCUUCUGUAUCUACCUGGCCAACAAGACGCUGGUCACUCGGAGGUAUCGAGAAUUUGACUCUUUGAAUACAAAUCUGAAACGUCAAUUCAGUGACUUCAUUUUCCCCAAGUUGCCUGGAAAACGACCUUUCGCACUCAAUGAGACGCAAAUCGACGCAAGAAGGAGAGGUUUGGAAGAUUUUCUCGACAAAGUGUGCUCUGCUAGGGUUAUAUUCGAGAGUGAUCUGCUUCAAGAUUUCCUAGAGCUCAAGAAACCACAAGGUGGAAAGUCAGGGGCAGAGGUCAAGAAAGCAGCUGAACCUGCUGCUGAGAAGAAAAUUGAUUUUCGAGUCACAUUACCAGAUCGAACUUUAAUCACGAUAACGAUUAGCGAGCACUCGAGAACACCAGAAGUGUUUGAGAUUGUAGCAGCCAAAGUUGGGCUUACUACUGAGACUAAGAAGUACUUUGCGCUGUUUCAGAGACUGGAACACGAUUUUGAUCGUAAACUGCAGAGUACAGAGUUUCCACACAUUCUGUAUGUUCAGAAGUACUCGUCCGGGGAAUCGUGUAUACACUUACGCAAGUGGUUGUUCUCUCGGACACACGAGGUCAUUGCUAAUAGCAAUGACACUGUACAGAACCUCUUCUAUCACCAGGCUGUUGAGGAUGUCAACAAGGGCAAGGCAACGGCCGGAGACUCUCUCUCUCAACUAAAGACUCUCAAAUCACAAGGAAAGAAACAACAGUACUUGGAUCUUGCUCAGACGCUAUCAGACUAUAGCAUUAUCCAGUUCCCGCACUGUGCAUGUGAUGCACGCAAGGCUGGCCAUGUGAUGGUCACCAUCGGAUUGGACAGUCUCAAACUGAAGGCAUGCACUAAAGAAGGCAUGCUUGAGAGCCAGGAACACGUGUUCACUUGGAACAUGAUAUCGAACUACGAGGCUGAUCUUGAGGAGGCCGCCUUCACCUUCCAGUACUCCAGAGAAGGCAAGGAGCCGAGAUGGGUCAAGGUCUUCUCUCCUUAUUAUCGAUACAUGGAGAUGUGUGUGGACAGGAUCAACGAGGAGCUCCUCUGGAAGAAACCCGACGGCUCAGUAGGUCUAGCCUCAGAGGCCACACCUAAAGCUGCCCCCACAAAAAAAGCGGCAAACCCUGUUAAAGGGAAGGCCAAAGAUGCACUCAAAGUUGGUGCCAUCACCAACGAUGACUUGUGAUAACUUUUGAAUUAUUGUUGUCUGGACUACACUGUUAUGUAGCAACUGUUUGUAUGUGAGUUUUGUUGUGUAGUAGCUUUUCAGAGUUUUUUCAAUGCCCAAGUAGACAAAAAAACUACUGUAAGAGUGUCGUCUCUUUCGUGUAUGUGUUGCUGUAUAUACGUACGUACUCAUGUGAUGUUGUCUAAUCCUGUUAACUUGCAUGCUGCAUCAUAUAAUUAUAAUUGUUGACAAAUUUAA